AUGCCCAGGGGACAGAAGAGUAAGGCCCGGGCUCGUGAGAAACGCCAACAGAUCAAAACUAAAUCCCAGGAGCACACAGGUGCUCAGACCAUGACAACGGAUCAAAGAGAGGUGUCUUUCUCCUCUGCCCAUGCUUCUGUAGAUGCUAUUCCAACCAGUGCUGCUGAAAGCUUUCUCCAGAAGCUUCAGGCACUGCAAAGCACCACCACUUUCAACAUCUGUAUUGCCUGCAGAAGAUCUACUAGAAGUGAUAGGUUCCAAAAGAAGAAAAGUGUGAGUUCUUCCAGGGCCCAACACUCUACUAGAAGCCCCCAGAAAGAUCUCACAAGGAAGACAGGAAUGCUGUUAGAGUACAUGCUCUCCAAGUACAAAAUGAAGGAGCCCCUACUGAGAGAAGAAAUGCAGAAAGUUGUCAAUGAAUGUCUCAAGGAGCAAUUCACUGAAAUCCUCAAGAAAGCUUCUAACCGCGUGGAUCUGGUUUUCGGCCUUGAGUUGAAAGAAGCCCAGCCCGAUGGUCAGUCCUACGUGCUUGUCAGCAAGCUAGAUUUCCAUGAUGAUGGAAGUAGUAGCACUGAGAUGGGUCUUCCCAACAGAGGCAUUCUGAUCCCUCUCCUGAGUGUUAUCUACUUACAUGGCUACUGUGCCUCAGAGGAGCAGAUCUGGCAUUUCCUGAAUACAUUAGGAAUCUAUGAUGGAGUCUCUCACAUCAUCUUUGGGGAUACUAGGAAGCUCAUCACUCAAGAUCUAGUGCAGGAAAAAUACCUGGAGUACCGUCAGGUCCCCAACAGUGAUCCUCCACAUUUUGAGUUCCUAUGGGGUCCUCAAGCACAUGCCAACAAGAAAAAGGUGAUGGAGUUCUUGGCCAACAUCAAUGAAACAGGAACCCCUGCUUAUCCAGUCCAUUAUGAAGAAGUUUUGAGUGAAGAGAACAAGAGUGCCCAAGCUGAAGAUGCAGACUAG
This is a messenger RNA of Nannospalax galili (Upper Galilee mountains blind mole rat), 960 nucleotides long. RefSeq names its product melanoma-associated antigen B4-like. The coding region runs from base 1 to 960 and encodes 319 amino acids. NCBI's taxonomy places the organism in Eukaryota, Metazoa, Chordata, Mammalia, Rodentia, Spalacidae. The record is from RefSeq and is a predicted model, not a curated record. Gene Ontology annotation, biological process: negative regulation of transcription by RNA polymerase II. The transcript has a single exon. Gene Ontology annotation, cellular component: nucleus.